UUGUUAUUAUUGUCUCAUGUUAUGUGUGGAGUUGAACGUAAAAAAAUAUUUGAAAUAAAUAAUGAGUUUUAAAAUAACAAAUAACACGUGCAGAAUUUGUUUACUACCGAAUAAAAAAGUUGAAAAUAUUUUUUCGAUUUCUAACUACGAUGAUUACAAUGGACUGAUAUUUGAAUUUAAACAAAAAAUUGAAAUCCACUGUGGGAUUGAGAUUGAUAAGAAUGAUGGAUUACCGAGCAAUAUAUGCAUUGAUUGCAUAGCAAGGAUUAAUGGUGCUCAUGAUUUAUGGAAACGAUGUCAAGUAACAGAUAAAAAACUAAAGGAAUUUUACAAUAGAACUAAUGGAAAAGUAAUCAAUUGCGUUACUUUAAAAAAUAAAUCUAGUCAAACCGGAGAUUCAUCAACACUAGAAAUAACCGAACAUGAAGACGAAAAAAAAUUAUACCACACAAAUACGUUGUCUUCGUUAAAAGAAACGAUUGCAUUAAAUAAAUUACAGAAUAAUAAAAAAAAUUCUACCUGCGAAGUAAAUAACAGUAAGGAUACAAAUUUAAAUGAAAGUAGAACAGAGUCGAAGCUAAAGCUGCGAAACUUUAAAUUAAUAAAUUUACCAAGUGAUAAAAUAAUAGAUUAUAAAUAUAAUAAUUCAUUUAAAUUCGUAAACUGUAUAUUUCCUCAGAAAAAAAUAAUCAAAUUUGAAUCGACGCUAAAAAAUAAUAAUAAUUCGUGUGAAAAAAAAAAUUUAGAGUCGGAAAAAAUUGAUUUAACUCUGAGUGAUGACAGUGAAAAUACAGACGUAAAUGUUGACAAUAAUUCUGAUGAGCAGAUGAUAGUGAAGUCAAAUACUAAGACUGUUAAUAAUUUCUGUACGAAAAAAAAGUUGGACUCAGAAAAAAUUGAUUUAACUCUGAGUGAUGACAGCGAAAAUAAAGACGGAGAAGUUGAGAAUAAAUCUGAUGAGUUGAUGGCAGUGAAGUCAAAUAAUAAUUUCUGUAAAAAAAAGAAAUUGGAGUCACAAAAAAAUGAAUUGACACUGAAUGAAGACAGCGAAAAUCAAAAUGAAAAUAUCGAGAAUAAUUCUGAUGAGUUGAUGACGACGAAGUCAAAUACUAAGACAUCUAAUAAUAAUUUCUGUAAAAAAAAGAAGUUGGAGUCACAAAAAAUUGACUUGACUCUGAACGAUGGCAGUGAAAAUCAAAAUGAAAAUAUAGAGAAUAAUUCUGAUGAUUUAAUGACAGUAAAGUCAAAUGCUAAGACAACUAAUAACAAUUUCUGUAAAAAAAAGAAGUUGGAGUCACAAAAAAUUGACUCGACUUUGGGUGAUGACAGUGAAAAUCAAAAUGAAAAUAUAGAGAAUAAUUCUGAUGAGUUGAUGACAGAGAAGUCAAAUCCUAAAACUAUUCCACUGAGGCAACUGAAAGAAAUAAAUGACGUCAUUGAAAAUGAUCACUGUUAUACAAGUUUUGUAAAGCCCGCGAUAAGAAAGUCAGCGAGGGAAAAACGGCCAGUAAAUUUGGAUAAUGACGAAUCAGAAAAAGUAAAUAAGAAAUCAAGUGAGUCAGCUGAUGUAAAACAAAUCCAGUGUCAUCUGUGUGAUAAAAUGUUUGUCAGAAAAUCGGCUUUCUUAAAACAUAUUAAACACCACAAGAUAUCAUCGAGAGAAAAUAAAUUGCAGUGUAGGAUUUGUAAUAAACAGUUGGGAUGCAAUGGAUCUCUUAAACUUCACUAUUUGACUCAUGAAGAAGAAAAACCACAUAAAUGCAAUUAUUGCGAUCGAAGAUUUAUAACGAAACGCAAAUGUAUAUAUCACGAGAGAAGUCAUACACUUGAGCGACCGUAUACUUGCGAUCUCUGUGACGCGAAUUAUCCUCAGAUGCAUUUAUUGAAACUUCAUAUCACGAAACAUACUGGGGAAAAUAAAUACUUGUGUGAUAAAUGUGGAAAAACUUUUAGGAUGUAUAAGUGUUUGAGAGAACAUCUGUAUACUCAUACUAAAGAAAAACCUUUUGUUUGUCGCAACAAUUGUGGAAUGGCUUACGGUAACUCUGGUAGUUUAUUUGCGCAUAGAAAAAAAUGUCUCAUCAAAUUAACGCCGGUAGUUGAUUAACAUGUUUACUUCCUUCUGAGUUUCAGUUUAAAAAGUAUUGAAUUACGCUGUAGAAAAUUUGCGGAAUGUGUAUUUAAUGCCCGUGGAGUAAAUUCAUUCCGAAGGGAAGUUCAUUGUAAUUUUUAAGGGGGAAGCUGGUCUGAGAUACAAAAGAAAGAGGAUAUUUUGGUGAUUUUUUUUUUUAGAGUACCGUCUUUAUUAAAAUUCUUAAAAUUAGUGACAUUAUUAAGCAACAUUCCAAGAAUAUUCUACUAAAUUUUCAUAAAAAAAUAUUGAAAAAUAAGCCGGUGGUAGUGGGGAGAGACGAGUCACUUAAAAAAAAAGUCUCCAUGCCGUAGGCAGGAUAACUCAUGACUGCUUCAUCUGAAAUAAAAAAACCAAAAAGAUUUCUUUAGUACAUAAGUUUAUCUUAGAUUUGAACAAAGGAUUUUUUUUUCAAUAACUACUUAUUUUUUAAUUAAACAAAAGGAAGAAUUUUUGGGAAAAAUCAGAGUUUUUUGAUUGCACCCCCGAGUCAAAAAACAAAUUCGGAUUUAAGUCUCAAAGUUCUCAAUGAGGUUUUUGAGGAUCAAUUUAGAAUUUUAAGAUUGACAACAGGAUAAAAAGUUAUCCUAGUUUAGUCCUCAAAGUAGUAGUUACGACCAAUUUUACCACUUCGAAGACUAAACUGGAAUAACAUAAUCUGGAUGGAGCCUCAAAAUACUCAAAACAUACAGGAAUAAUUUUAUCCACAUUUGAACCUCAAAAGUCUCAUUCGACGCAUUCUCUCCCCUCCCUUUUCUAUCUAAAAUUUUUAAAAGUCCGAAGUAUAACUUUUCAUUCAUUGAGGAUUUUGAGGUCUUACUUAUAAUUUAAAAUCGAUAAAUUAUUGGCAUUUAGACCUCAUAGUUCUCAUUGAGGAUUUUGAGAACUAGAGUUACUUUCUGGGCGACAAAUAGAACACCAAAGAAAUUGAGGCUUUUGAGGAUUAAACUAGAACUUGUUUUUUGACUCGGGCCUUUACCAAAAAUUCAAAAAAGCAUAUUUUGUUUAUUCCUUCGUUCAAAUCUAAGAUAAACUUAUGUACUAAAGAAAUCUUUUUGGUUUUUUGAUUUCACAUGAAGCAGUCAUGAGUUAUCCUGCCUACGGCAUGGAGACUUUUUUUUUAAGUGACUCGUCUCUCCCCACUACCACCGACUUAUUUUUCAAUAUUUUUUUAUGAAAAUUUAGCAGAAUAUUCUUGGAAUGUUGCUUAAUAAUGUCACUAAUUUUAAGAAUUUUAAUAAAGACGGUACUCUAAAAAAAAAAUCACAAAAAUAUCCUCUUUUUUUUGUCUCUCAGACCGGCUUCCCUCCUUGAACUCCAGUUCGAAGUGGAAUUAACUCUGAAGGGGAGUUUAUUUAAAUAAUAAAACUCCUAAUCGGAGUAAAUGCGGAUGGAAAUCAAAUCCAGAUCACUCUGAAAUCACUCAUCUAAAAAACAAACUCCGAAUUCGGUGAUUUUUUCUAAAACUCCGGAAGUCUGAGUGAAUACGGAUUUAAAUAAAAUCCAUAAUUACUCCGAAUCUACUCCCGAUUUUCUACAGUGUGUUCAUUUAUACGCAAAGUAGAUCUUGUGAUUUUUUUUUUCAUUGUUAAAAUUUAAAAAAUUAUUAAAAUUCUUUUAUUUUUUUAAUAGAUUAAAUUUUAGAAUUGAAGUUAAAUGUUGGGUAACAAUACGAAAAUAUUUUUUUAAAUAAUUUCAAACUAAAUUUUAUUAUUUAUUUAAUCUGUACUUUUUUAUUCCAAAUUUUAUUGUAUGCAUUUACGAAACGUUUUACCAGAUAAUAAUUAAAUAAUUAAAAAUAUUAA
Messenger RNA from Microplitis mediator, 3936 nucleotides. RefSeq names its product zinc finger protein 782-like. NCBI's taxonomy places the organism in Eukaryota, Metazoa, Arthropoda, Insecta, Hymenoptera, Braconidae. The record is from RefSeq and is a predicted model, not a curated record. Gene Ontology annotation, cellular component: nucleus. Bases 62 to 2107 code for a protein of 681 amino acids. The transcript has 3 exons. Gene Ontology annotation, molecular function: zinc ion binding.